Molecule: messenger RNA, 867 nt
Organism: Macroventuria anomochaeta
Lineage: Eukaryota; Fungi; Ascomycota; Dothideomycetes; Pleosporales; Didymellaceae
Exons: 2
Coding region: 1-867 (288 amino acids)
Biological process (GO): polyprenol catabolic process; dolichol-linked oligosaccharide biosynthetic process
Cellular component (GO): endoplasmic reticulum
Molecular function (GO): 3-oxo-5-alpha-steroid 4-dehydrogenase activity
Source: RefSeq, a predicted model, not a curated record
AUGUCGUCGUCAGCGAUUGAAAGUCAGCUCGAGGGUCUACUUAGUCCCGUUGGCCUCCUGCGCGCCUUCUACCUCGCCGCGUCUCUUCUUAUCAUUGUCAUACAGGCUGUUCCUGCACUGCGCAGUCGCUUUCUUGUCUACGGCUCUCGUGCGACGUCACCGUCUGGUCAACCAUCAGCAGCACCGAGUCAACCUUCCCUCGCCAGCCAGCUCCUGGAUUACGCUGCAACGAUCCAGGUGCCGCACAACUACUUUACGCAUUUCUACGUCCUCUCAGUCGCAUGCUCGCUUUUCUGGGGAUGUUGGCUGCAAGUUUGGUCAGCCAGCAAGCAGCUGCAAGUGGUCUGGGGCUUGAUGCUCCUGCAAGGUGUGCGCCGCAUGCUUGAGUCGAAUGCAUACACGUCGACGAGCGAGAGCAGGAUGUGGUUUGCCCACUGGUUGCUUGGACUUGUGUUCUAUCUGACUAUCAACGUUGCGAUUUGGAUAGAGGGUCCUGCUGGCAGUCUCGCCAGUUCGACAUCUACCGCGCUGGUCCCUGCGAUUCUUACGGCGCAUGUGCUGCAGCACUCCUACCACGCGUAUCUGUAUCGUCUGCGCACCGAAAACAAGGGGUAUCAACUUCCUACCCAUCCGGUCUUUUCGAACUUGCUGUGCCCACACUACACUUGCGAGACUGCCAUCUACCUCUUACUAUCUUUUCUAGCAGCUCCUGCAGGCAAGGUUGUAAAUUGGACGCUGUUUUGCGGCACCAUCUUCGUGGCUGUCAACCUCGGAGUGACGGCGAUAGGCACGAAAGAGUGGUAUAUGGGAAAAUUUGGUAGAGGCAAGGUAGGUCCGAGGAAGAGAAUGGUACCUGGUAUUUGGUAG